GUUGCGCGCCUGGUGGGCGGGCAGAGAUGGACUGAAAGCUGGGUGGAGUUAGGAGCAGCGCUUUUAGGAAUGGGUCCCAAACCUAUUUAGUUAGACAGCAGAGUUACCAAGAAGAGCUGGAAACACCGGAUGGUCUCUUUGGGACAAUCCGCUCCAUAUAACUCCCCUCUUUAACUCUCGGAAGAUAAAUCUACCUCCAGGCUUCAUUUUUUUUUGUCGCGUUUUGUUUUGUUUUCUCUUCUGAAAAGUAACAGCGCUCUCUCUGUCUUUCUCUCUCUUUUUCAUCCAAAGAAUUACUGAUAAGGAGACAUUGCACUAUUCUUUUUUUUAAUUGUUCCUAUUUAUUGUAUUUUGCACUAACGAUGCACACCACGCAAAAGGACACGACCUAUACGAAGAUUUUUGUCGGGGGUCUUCCCUACCACACCACGGAUUCAAGUCUCAGGAAAUAUUUUGAGGUGUUUGGUGAGAUUGAAGAAGCGGUGGUCAUUACCGACAGACAGACCGGCAAGUCUAGGGGUUAUGGAUUCGUGACGAUGGCGGACCGCUCGGCUGCAGACCGUGCCUGUAAGGACCCCAACCCAAUCAUCGACGGCAGGAAGGCCAAUGUCAACCUGGCCUACCUGGGGGCCAAGCCUCGGGUGAUGCAGCCAGGUUUUACCUUUGGUGUUCCCCAAAUUCACCCUGCGUUCAUCCAAAGGCCUUAUGGCAUCCCGGCCCACUACGUGUACCCUCAGGCCUUCGUGCAGCCUAGCGUGGUCAUCCCUCAUGUGCAGCCCACAGCUGCUGCACCUGCCACUGCUUCCUCCCCAUACAUCGACUACACCGGAGCCGCCUACGCGCAGUAUUCUGCAGCCGCAGCCAGCGCUGCCGCUGCCGCCGCAUAUGAGCAGUAUCCGUACGCCGCCUCCCCUGCCGCCACAGGCUACGUGGCCACUGCCGGCUACGGCUACGCAGUCCAGCAGCCUUUAGCCACCGCCGCCCCAGGCUCAGCCGCUGCCGCAGCCGCAGCUUUCGGCCAGUACCAGCCCCAGCAGCUGCAAGCGGACCGCAUGCAAUAGCAGCCACUGCAACCACUGGACACGCAGAGAGGGGAGCCCCGCCCCCAGCCACAGCUGAUUGGUCAGGAUGAGGAGCAGCAGAGGAAAAGGAAGAGGGAGUGGCUUUAAGGGUGGGCGUGUCAGCGACUCAGAGGCAGAGUCGCUUUAAAAAUAAGGUGAUAAUGAUGAUGAUGAUGAUGGUGGUGGUAGUGAUGAUGAUGGUGAGGUGGGAACUUUUUACAGUAACUUUCCAACUUGCUGUGCUUCAACCAAAAAAUGAGAAAAUGAAAAAAAGUCGCAGAACAAAUAAUGGAAAAUGAUUUACUAUUAUUGUUGUUGUUAUUACUAUGAUUAUGAUUAUUAUCAUUACUAUUAUCAUUGUAGUAGAGUACUUAUUUCUAGAGAAGAAAUGCAGGAACUAAUCCCUGUGGUUGGUAUAGGUGUUAAACUAAGCCUUUAAGUCCUAUUGCUGUCUUUAACGUUAGUUUAGGAAACUGUUCUCUUUUUUUUUUUGCUUGUGGUGUUCCACAAGUGUUUUCGGUUAUUUGAUGCCCUCGUAACGUAUAUAUUUAUUAUUGUUAUUAUUACAUAUUGAGGGCUCUCCUUGUUCUUUUUGUCUUUUCAAGUGCAUUUUUUGGAGUUAAUAUUUUCUGAUAAUCAGGGAAAUGGAACCGUUUCCAAUGUGUUAGCUAUUAUUAUGUGACCUCUGUCAGGAAGUUGAGGAGUCGUAACUCGUCGUGUCACACAUAUUUGAAGAACUACCUUUUUAUCUUCCUGAUGCUGAAUGUCCCCUUUUUUUUACUCUGUGUCUCGACCUCUUGACCUAUGCAAAGCAAACAGAUCACCAGGAGACAAAAAAACAAACAAAAAAAAAAAAAAACAAAGAAAAGAAACAAAAAACUGAAAAUGUCAUCAACUCUGACUUGACUCUUGGACUAAAAAGGGGGACUUGGCAAACACAACAAAGGCACUGACAAAGGAGAGAGGUUGAAAAUGGCUUCAGACAAUGAGAAACACUAAAUCAGUUGCUUUUCCACAUGUUUCACUCACACACGUACACCGACACAUGCAUCCAGAGUUGCACACAUAGCAGUCGAAAAGACAAAGGCAGCACGGUCGUGUUUCUCUCUGGCUCGGCGCUCUGGGAUGGAGAGAAAGAAAAAGAGAAAGAAAGAGGGAGAGAAAGAGAAAGAGAGAGAGAGAGAGAGAGCAGCAGCUGCUGGUGGGGGUUGGACAGAGCCGCUCCAGCGCCACACAGACGGAUCACUCUGGAAAGAACGCAUCACUUGUGCUCGUUUGUUGAGCUGUCACAUUUUAAUCCCUGGGCCCAUUUGGGAACCAACUUUACAGCCCUCCACCCGACACAGAGCCCCCCCCCCCACCCCACCCCAUACACACACACACACACACACAGCAGAGCCCCCCCGUCAUUCAGCCCUGCCGCUGUCAGCACUUCCACCUCUGUGCUGCUGUAGUCUGGCGUCAGGUACACACUCACAAACACACUUUUUUUUUUUUUUUCACCAAAGCCACCCCAACAACUGGCCUGCCUCAUGUCUGUCAAGAAGGUGGGGGUGAAGAGAUCGAGGGGGUUGACUCGUUGACGUUACGUUGGUUUGUGUGCCUUACAUUUUUACUGCUAUUUAAGAGAAAAAAAACAGAAAAAAAGAGAGAAAUCUACUAUUUAAGAUAUUUAUUUUUGAGGGUUGACUAUGUUGACGCUCUGAGAGUAGAGACUUAGUGGCGGUACUGUAUUAAUAAUAUGUACUCAUCUCAAGGCAUAUAUAAGUUAUUGAUUAGUUUUAGUAAUAAUAUUAUUAUAAUUAUAAUUAUUAACAUACUCAACCAAAAAUGUUGAUGUAGGAGUUAUUUAAGAUACAAUUCUGUUAUGUGCACUGUACAUUUUUUUUUUUUUUUAUCUUUUUGAUCCUUUA
Molecule: messenger RNA, 2974 nt
Organism: Thunnus maccoyii (southern bluefin tuna)
Lineage: Eukaryota; Metazoa; Chordata; Actinopteri; Scombriformes; Scombridae
Gene: rbm24a
Product: RNA binding motif protein 24a
Exons: 4
Coding region: 363-1061 (232 amino acids)
Cellular component (GO): cytosol
Molecular function (GO): mRNA 3'-UTR binding
Source: RefSeq, a predicted model, not a curated record